This is a messenger RNA of Solanum pennellii, 1850 nucleotides long. Its product is annotated as UDP-glucuronate 4-epimerase 3-like. Bases 262 to 1569 code for a protein of 435 amino acids. The transcript has a single exon. The record is from RefSeq and is a predicted model, not a curated record. NCBI's taxonomy places the organism in Eukaryota, Viridiplantae, Streptophyta, Magnoliopsida, Solanales, Solanaceae.
AUCCAAUUAACAAUCAUUUCAAGAAACCAUUAGAUUCCCAUAAAUAAAGGGCCUAAAGUUUCCAUAUUAUCCAGCUCCUUCAUUUUCUUCCCUUUUUUUCCCUUCAUUUCUUCUUUUCUCCAUUUUCAUAGCCAAAAAAAUCAAAUCUUUAACAAAAUGGGUGGAAAAAAGAAGGCAUUUUCCAAACCCUAACACUUAGCUUCUCUUUUUUUCAAGAAACAAAUUGGGGUAUGCUCAAAAUUUCAAGAUUUUUCAAGAAUCAUGUCCUCAAUGAAGCACGUUGACAAUAUUCCAUCAACCCCAGGAAAGUUCAAGGAAAAAUCCAAUUACAAUAGGCUUAGGCUUCAUUUUUCUGUAGUCAAGCUUACAUUUUGGUCAUUUGUGUUCUUGGGUUUGAUCUUUAUAUGUUUUUUUAAAUCAACAUCUUCAUCUUCAUCCCCUGUAUCUUCAGAUCUCUCAAGAAGAUCUCUUAGAACAAGUUCUUAUGAUGGUCCAGCUUGGGAGAAAAGGAUUAAAGCCUCAGCAAAAAUCAGGUCAACAAAUGGUAUUUCUGUUUUGGUUACUGGUGCUGCUGGCUUUGUAGGUACACAUGUUUCAUCUGCGUUGAAACGACGCGGUGAUGGCGUUGUGGGGUUAGACAAUUUCAAUGAUUAUUAUGAUCCAUCAUUGAAAAGAGCCCGGCAAACUCUGUUAGAGAGUGCCGGGGUCUACAUUGUAGAGGGUGACAUCAAUGAUGUCGCCCUCUUAAAGAAAUUAUUCGAUAUUGUGCAAUUUAGUCAUGUUAUGCAUUUGGCUGCACAAGCUGGUGUUAGAUAUGCUAUGGAAAAUCCUAGCUCAUAUGUGCAUAGUAACAUUGCUGGUUUAGUUAAUCUUCUUGAAUUUUGCAAAAAUGCUAAUCCUCAACCUGCUAUUGUAUGGGCAUCAUCAAGUUCUGUUUAUGGAUUGAAUACAAAGGUUCCGUUUUCGGAGUCUGAUAGAACAGAUCAACCAGCUAGUCUAUAUGCUGCAACUAAGAAAGCGGGCGAAGAAAUUGCUCAUACAUAUAAUCAUAUAUAUGGUCUUUCACUUACUGGAUUGCGAUUUUUCACUGUUUAUGGACCAUGGGGCAGGCCAGAUAUGGCGUAUUUCUUUUUCACUAGGGAUAUUUUGAAGGGGAAGUCUAUAUCGAUCUUUGAGGGAGCUAAUCAUGGGACUGUUGCUAGGGACUUUACCUACAUUGAUGACAUAGUAAAGGGUUGUUUGGGAGCGUUGGACACGGCUGAGAAGAGCACAGGAAGUGGUGGGAAAAAGAAAGGUCCUGCUCAAUUGCGCGUGUUCAAUUUAGGAAACACUUCUCCUGUGCCUGUUUCGGAUCUUGUUACCAUUUUGGAAAGGUUACUAAAGGUGAAAGCUAAACGAGCUGUGAUGAAGUUGCCAAGGAACGGUGAUGUUCAGUUUACUCAUGCUAAUAUAAGCUUAGCACAAAGGGAACUUGGAUAUAAGCCUACAACAGAUUUGCAGACAGGGCUUAAGAAAUUCGUUCGAUGGUACCUUAGCUACUAUGGUGAGGGAAAGAAAAGCGCGCAGUGAUCACAUACAUUCUUUCAAUUCUUGGUUCAUUUACAUUCAUAUUAUUGUUUUAAGCAUACAUCGUGUAUCGCCACAAUUUUCUUCAUUUCAUUAUAUUCUAAUGAUGGGAUACACUGAGCAUAUAUAUAUACGAUCCCACGAUGAAGCUGUGUGAUUGAUUGACAUUGUAAUUUUUCAGGCAAUUUAAUUUGUAUCAAAUGCAACCUGAAACCAACUUUUAUUAUACCAUUGUUGUAGUUUUACAGAGCGCUCAUGAUUGAUAGACAAUUGCUUAUUAUGGA